Molecule: messenger RNA, 3349 nt
Organism: Oncorhynchus tshawytscha (Chinook salmon)
Lineage: Eukaryota; Metazoa; Chordata; Actinopteri; Salmoniformes; Salmonidae
Gene: tspan11
Product: tetraspanin 11
Exons: 9
Coding region: 161-943 (260 amino acids)
Cellular component (GO): membrane
Source: RefSeq, a predicted model, not a curated record
CCCCAUAAUGACCCCUCAUUCUUCUCCACGGACUGGACGCUGAGGAAGCAACAAGCUUGAUUGAAUCACAUAGCCUAUGCUACAAUAACGAGACGGCUAUUUGUCCGUUUUCCCUCAGAAGCAAGCCGUGCAUUUGGUGAGUGAGAGCUGUGGAGGGGAGAUGACGGCCGUGUACAAAGACGACCAGGGUGACUGGAUGACCGUCUGCCUCAAGUACCUCCUCUUCGUCUUUAAUGUCCUCUUCUGGGUUGGUGGAGCGGCGGUGAUGGGCGUGGGCAUCUGGACCCUGAUAGACAAGAGUGAUUACCUGAGCCUGCUGGCCUCCAGCACCUUCGCCGUGUCCGCCUACAUCCUCAUCCUGGCCGGGGCCCUGGUCAUGGUCACGGGCUUCCUGGGCUGCUGCGCCGUCAUCAGGGAGCAGAGGAGCUGCCUGUCCACGUAUUUCUGCUGUCUGUUAUUGAUCUUUCUCAUAGAGCUGGUGGCAGGAGUCCUGGCCUACGUGUAUUACCAGAGGCUCAGUGAGGAGCUGAAGCAGCACCUGAAUGAGACCAUGACAGAGAACUACGCCCAGCCAGGGAAAGAGGCCAUCACCCUGGCCGUGGACAGACUACAGCAGGAUUUCAAGUGCUGUGGCAGCAACAACUCAUUUGAUUGGCUGCAUAGUGUGUACAUGACCUCGGCUGUGUCGGAGGGCAGGGUGGUCCCGGACAGCUGCUGUAAGACCAUCACCACCCUCUGUGGCCGCAGAGACCACCCCUCCAACAUCUACAAGACUGAGGGUGGCUGCAUCACCAAGCUGGAGCAGUUCCUGGCUGACCACCUGCUGAUCAUCGGAGCUGUGGGGAUAGGAGUGGCCUGUCUACAGCUGGCCGGGGCCAUGUUGACGGCCUGCUUUAUCUAUCUGCUGUAUAAAGAAGAGGAGGAGGACUUCUCUGCCGUGUGAUUGGCUAAGCCUCUGUCUGGUCACACUCAGUGGGGACGGGACAAGAUCUGUGGGAUGGUGUUUACAUGCUGCUUACACAGAAGGAUUAAGUUGGAUCCUUACUGAACCCUACCGUCAAGCCCCCCCCAACACCAUCCUGCCUCAUGGGCCAGGGAGCAACCAUGCCUGCUGAACACUCAACCUUGACCUCUAACCCCUCCUAACCCCUGAACCUUAUGAUCCAACCCUGCCUGGACCUUCCUGGAUCCUUCUGCACCCCUCCCUUGGCUUGGAUGCAUGCACAGCCCCCCCCCCUCUCUCAAAGACAAGGCUAAUGAAGAAGAGAUGAUUUGGUAUUAUGGUAUUGUUCUUUUCUGUAGUAAACCUACUGCUGUUUAUUUAAGGUAGUUCUUACUGUAUGUUGUCAACACAGUCAAAUCCUUACUGUAGAUUUCACAACAUUCCACACAACUGGAAGGCAACCCGAAGUGGUUGUGACUGAGAAUCAACUGUACUGUACACACUCUCAUGGUGUUGCUGCUUACGAAGGGUUAUUCAGUUAGUGCUAUAUCCAGUGUGUCACGGAUGUGGCCCACAACGUGCCUCUGUCAUUGUUUUAUCACGUAUUCUUUGAUAGCAAUGUUACACCAAUUUAAUGGUUCACCACAAAGGGAAUCCAAUGGUCAUCGAUGUUUGAUCUACGUCACAAAGAAAACAAUCAUGAGUUGAUUGAUAUCCACAGAAUAAUCAAGCAGAUAUGGGGAAACCUAUACUUGAUAUGAAUGAAAAUAGCACUAAACGCUGCUAAGAGUAACGUUGCAACAUUUCUGUAUGUGUUGCCUCCGUAGUUUGACUAACAAAUCUGGUUCUGUGUUGUAUGCUAUGCUAAAGGUGUUGAUAUCGACCAAAUCGCCUUUCUUGCAGUACCAUAUACACCUACCACUCAUCUUUCAAUACCAGAACCAAUUGACUUGUUUUACGACCACUUUUAUUAUGCUGGAGAAGCAUGUUGUAAUUUACCACUGAUACAGGGUCAGAUCUUUCUCUGCCACGCUACUGGUUAAGAUUAGGAUUCAGGGGUUAUGGUUGACUCCUCUCCUCUGGUGUGGGUUAGUAUCCCCAUCCAGUGGUAGAUAUUGGUAUAGACUCCUGUGCAGUGCUCCUGAAGUGAGGUUGCAAAAUUUGGAGAACUUUCAUUAAAUUCCCUGGUUUUCCAGAAAUCCUGUUUAGGGGAUUCCGGAUUGUCUGCUUAUUCCCUCCAGAUUCCAGGAUUCCUCCAACCGAGAUUUCAGGAAAACCAGGGAAUAUCUUGAACGUUGCCAAAAUUUUGCAACUCUAUUUCUGUCUGAUUGGUUGUGGAGCAGCCAGGCAGCCUUGCAUCGACUACUGCUUCUAAAGACUAACUACAUUCCUCUGAAGGCAGAAGAUAUAUUUACAUUUUAUUGUUUACUACGACUUAGGAAAUGUCUGACACGUUUCCACAAGAGGACACUUUCAAAGAGAGCAUUCUUUGGCUUGACUAUUGUCAAGGACACAUUCAAAUAGUUUUGGUUGCCCAUUACCAAGAUAGGACAUGGGUCUUUGUUUUUUAGGAGUGCUGGUAAGUCAGCUGACCAAUUCCAGUUGAUACAAUGACAACAAUCCUUUGUCAAAGUUCUAUGGGUGUUUUGCUGUUUUCCAAGAGAUGAAGACACGUAUACAGAUGGUAUUUUCUCUAUUCCUCCUAGUGACCAACAGAAAGCUGUUCUUGUUCAUGUAUUUUUCUAAUCGAAAUGGGUCAAAAUAUGAUAUAACAUUAUAGUAUGUAUAAUAUAAAAUAUAUAAUAAAACAUAUAUGAUCUGGGCUCUUUCUAUACUGUAGACUGUAGUAAUCAAAGUAUGCCUUUGUCUGUUUAACAACAAUGUCAUAAUAGCUUUUGAAUUGAUGUUGAUGGUAGUCUUUAACCGGAUAAACUUUAGUUGUGUUUCCUACAUCAUUCAGUGGUUUGGUAUUAUUAUUCCCUGCCGUUCUCUCUGCAUCAAGGUCUUGAAUGUUUUGUUACAGUAUAUGACUAUUGCUACUUUAAGACAUCAUAAAAUGUUGAUAUUUAUACUCUGAGAUAUGAAGGUUAUACGUGCACAGACCAUGUUUGAAAGAAGUGCAUAUGGAUGGACACAUUCAUCUUCAGCGACAUGUAGUCUAUAUUUUAAGAGUGUUGCAAGGUAAACAAAUCUGUCAAUGUGCCCUUAAGCAAAGAAACUUUACCCCAAUUGCUCCUGUAAGUCUCUCUGGAUAAGAGCAUCUGCUAAAUGACUCAAAUGUAAGUGUUUGUCAAAGCUGAUGUGACAAUGGUAUUGGGAUGCAGUGUAUGACUUGUUCUAUACAAUAUGAUGACAUAAAUGGUUUCUAACCCUUACUCAAUAAAUAUUAUACUAUAUUACUGAUUA